Globicephala melas (long-finned pilot whale) is the source of this 2504-nucleotide messenger RNA. NCBI's taxonomy places the organism in Eukaryota, Metazoa, Chordata, Mammalia, Artiodactyla, Delphinidae. The record is from RefSeq and is a predicted model, not a curated record.
CUUAGGUGGUUUCCAUGUCCUGGCUAUUGUGAACAGUGCUGCUGUGAACACAGGGGUGCACGCAUCUUCUUGAAUUAGAGUUUUGUCCUGGUAUAUGUCGUUUGGUCCCCUGUAAAUUGAUCGUCUUCAAAUAUCUGUUAAGCACUUAUUUAAAGAGGCUGCUACUCCUGAGUGUUACAGGAAAAUAGCCUCCGUCAGAGUUUAGUAACCAGCUCUCCCAGCAUGUCCCCGGGGAUCUGGACCACAUCAGCACCCCAGAUAGCUUGCGAAGUCUUUAUUUUCCCAACCCAGACGCUAUACUUCCCAAGAAUGGUUCUGUUAAGUAACGGCUCUGUAUCCUUACAAAUAACAUACGGUGACGUUUUGGUACCACUUAAAUUGCCCUUAUGAGCAAUUGUCUAGCUACUGGCCCCCUUAAUUCAACCCUCCAGCAGAUAACUGCAUGUGUGCUUUGUGCUAGUUACUUAACUCUCCUGAGCCACGGUUCCUGUACCUGUGCAGUGGGGAUGAUGGACGUCUGUCUCCAAAGGCUUUCCUAAGGAUUAUAUGAUGAGACACAUCGACCUAGUCAGGAGAGGUCACGGCGUGAGGCCGCCGCCACGGUCGCCGUGAGGUCGGAGCGCCGGGCUGCACCAUGGCCUACUGCCAGCAGGAAGGGAAGGAUCGAAUCAUAUCUGUGACCAAAGAAGACCAUGAAACUCCAAGCAACGCGGACCUGGUGGCCGACGACCCCAAUGAUCCUUAUGAGGAGCACGGACUGAUCCUGCCCAACGGAGACGUCAACUGGAACUGCCCGUGCCUGGGGGGCAUGGCCAGCGGCCCGUGUGGGGAACAGUUCAAGGCGGCCUUUUCCUGCUUCCACUACAGCACAGAAGAUGUCAAGGGGUCGGACUGUGUAGACCAGUUCCGGGCCAUGCAGGAGUGCAUGCAGAAGUACCCGGACCUCUAUCCCCAGAAGGAGGAGAAGGCAGCGGAUGGAUUAGAGGAAACGGCUGUCUCUGAGGCUGCCACGACCAAAGUAGAGGGGUCCAGCUAAUGAGGGCCCUGGUCUCCAGCCUCCUUCAGAGAGGAUGAACCUCUCCAAGAAAGUGUCUCUCCCUCUGUUGUUCUGUGCACUGUAAUGUACAAAAUAACUUAUUGAGUGAUCAGGGGUCUUGGCCCCUUGACAUGUACACUGAAACAUGGGUUGUUUGUAUGUGUGUCUCACAUAACCUGUCAGCGAAUGUAGCCACUUUUGAAUUCUCAGAUUGUCCUGAAUUUUGCCAUUUUGAAAUAAUGUGCUGAAUAAUCUCAACAACCAAAAAUCUUUAUCUGGGAGUGUCUCUUGUGAGUGAGCUGAUCUAUUCUGAUUCAUUGUAUCCCUUUUAGUAGAUUUUAUACCCAGUUGGAAAGUGAGAUAGAAACAAACAUCUUCCUUUAAAAAUGCUGGAGGGGGGCCAUUCCUUAUAGAAGAGGUGGGAUGAUCAGACCUUGAGUAUUGGACGAAGCACUCUGCUUCAUUUCUGAUAUAUUUUGGUUUCUAGUUUGCAUUGAGCUCCACGUUUUCUACGUUUGGAAAACAGAGCUUUGGACCCUCUGAGUGACUCCCUUUGUAAGUGAAGAGAAAGGCUGUUUUUUUCUCUUCUUGUUAUCCCAAAAGCCCUGCUUUGGGGUCUGCGUUCACACUGGCUCUGUCUCAGCCUGUUCAGAUGCAACGUUCUUGAGAGGUGGGGACCUAAUCAUUACCAAAGUAGCACCCGAGAGGGGAAACGGUGUCAAUUAAAAGGAAAACGUGAUUUUUACCAGAAAAAAAAAAAAUUAUCACAAGUAUGGUUCCAUGAAACAUGUGCUUACAAUUAAAAAAAAAAUCACAAAACACACAGGGAAACAAGUCACUCAGAAUGAGUUACUCAAAGAGCAGAGGCAGACACAAAGACUGCAGAAAUUGGAAUUAUUAGAAGUAGAUAUGUGUUUAAUAUAUUUAAAGAAAUAAAAACGUCAAACUAUGAGGAAGUAACAAGAGACUGUAAUAUUUGCAAAAGAAGCUCUGAAUAUGAGAAACAGAUGAAUGGACAAAAUUACUCAUCAUCUCAAUAUAUAUGUAAGGCCUUUAUUAUAAAUCUACUGAAGGACAUUAAAAAAGGCCAACAUAAAUGAGGAGACGCACCAUAAAAUCAUAGACAGAGAGGCUUCAUGUUGUAAACUGGUCGAUUUUUCCCAAUAUUGAUCAACAGAGUCAGUGAAAUUCCAAUAAAAACGCCAGCAAGGCUUUUCCUUGGGCAUGCCCAAACUAGUUCUAAAAUGUAUCUGGGGACUUCCCUGAUGGCACAGUGGUUAAGAAUUCUCCUGCCGGGCUUCCCUGGUGGCGCAGUGGUUGAGAGUCCGCCUGCCGAUGCAGGGGACACGGGUUCGUGCCCCGGUCCGGGAGGACCCCACAUGCCGCGGAGCGGCUGGGCCCGUGAGCCAUGGCCGCUUAGCCUGCGCGUCCGGAGCCUGUGCUCCGCAACGGGAGAGACCACAGCAGU